Messenger RNA from Cuscuta campestris, 1773 nucleotides. NCBI's taxonomy places the organism in Eukaryota, Viridiplantae, Streptophyta, Magnoliopsida, Solanales, Convolvulaceae. The record is from the annotation of a GenBank genome assembly.
GUAGGGUCUGGGGAGAGUGUGUGUACGCAGACCUUGCCCCUACUCGAAAGUAGAGAGGCUGUUUCCAAAGAGACUCCCGGCUCAACAUCGAAAGUUGCAGUGUUUGACUAACUGCAACUUCAUUAAUUAAAGAAGCGCAAAUAGUUUAGAGAUCCAUUUUGAUUUAUUCCAUCACACCCCAAAGCCAAAACUGGUGAAAUUUUGACUCCAUCGGAGAUGAUGGAAAAGAUAGUUUGGCUGUUUAGCAUAUUCUAAUUACUACUAUCAUGCAUUAAUCUGGUUAUCUUUGAUGCGAAUGAUAUAAAGAACUAUAUCGAAUUAAAUAGGGUGCGACUGCACGAGCUGUUGGAGGUCUUGUAAUUUCUAAAUUAGACGACUUGGACUUGGUGUUUCGAAUCAAACAGGUUCAUUUUUUGUGCAACUAAGAAUCAAAAUCUAGAAGUGUAAGCUAGUAGCGAAUAGUGGACUUAUAAGUUAUUGUUUUAAUAAAAUAGGGAGUACAACAGAAAGGAAGCCUCUUACAUGAUGAUAAUAUCCAGUGCAUCUCUUGUGAAAAUCAAACAUACUGUAGCUAAAUAAAAUUGAAAGGGUACCUUUCCAAUUUAUACCACUAAGUGCACAAAUGCAGAAGAGUGAAAGUACCUAAGUUCUGCCACCAUUAUUCUUAUGGUUCAGCAUGAAAGUGGCUCUGGAUUGGGGGAGUAUAGGAAAUGAUUAUCUACUUUGGUUUUUUAUCUAUUAAAAAUUAGCCAUGCAAUUAUUGAUUUAGAUAUGAAGAAGUUUCUGCAUUAAUGCUUAAUUAAUAGUUUACCUUGCCUAUAGGCACUUCAUUGCAGCAAAUGCAACAUCAACUUUUCGGUCUAUCAUAUCCAGUUACCCAGGGGAGCUGGUUCUUGUAUCAAUACAGUGUCCGAAUCCCGAUUUCAACAGACCACAAUACAGAUGGAGAAUGUUGCAGCGGUCAUUAGUUGAAGCAGUAGCUGAUAUGCUAGUGUUUGGUGGGAAGGUAUUUCUCCAGUCUGAUAUUGAAGCUGUGGCUGUGAGAAUGAAAGAUGAAUUCAUGGGGCAUGGCAAAGGAAAGCUCGCAGUUGUGGAGCAUUCAGGGAAAUGGCUGAAGGAAAAUCCAUUUGGAGUUGCAUCAGAUUGGGAAAAGCAUGUUCUGGAACGCGGUGACCCCAUGUAUAGGCUUUUACUCUUUAAACUGGGAAGCUGAAAUUGCGAUGCUCUCUACACAAUUAUACCUCACCUUUGGAGAAAAAAGGUGUAUGGCAGCAAAGUUUGAAUUAUGGCUGGUCACAAACAUGUAAGACGCUUGCAGUCGCCUUUCUGAAAGCCGUGGGAGCAUUGAUAAUCUGUGAGGAACAAGGCAUUUUGGUUGGCUUGGUGGAACAUUGCCUAGCCUACCAAGUGGAUCAGGAAAUUCUUUGCCAAUGCCAUAGCCCGGAAAGACAAAAGGCCUGUUUGGGAAUGGCGUUUGAGGUUAGUGUUAACGUUUUGAAAAGACUAUAAACGGGUAGCGUUUAGCAUUUUCAAAGUUAAUCUGCACCGUUAACAUUUUAUCUAAAACGCUAACGCUAAUAAAAACGUGAUUCCCAAACCAGCCCAAAAUAGAAAAUGCACGGAAUUCAAAACUGCACAUAUAUUUGAGGUAUUUGUAUUUGUGAAGUCUUGAGUGUAGCAAUUGGACAUUAACAAUAUUGUGUUGCCUCUUUAGUCUCUACUCGUGUCGUUUAGACCCCAAUCACCAAUUACAAAAGUUAUGAGAUUGAGAUU